UGGUCUUCGUGUUUUGGUCGACGUCGUCUAUUGCUCUCGAAGGCAUGGAAUCGGGUGCUGGAGUGAGUGAGUGCGUAAUUCCAUGAAGUUUGCAACUGGUUAAGUUGUUGGUUGCGAUCCGUGAUGGCUCGUCGGGGCUCUUUCUUGGCCCAAACACUGCUUUCGAAGCUGGUGUCAUCGCCUUCCCCAUUGCCAUCUGCACGUUUAUUUGCUGUCUUUGGGAUUCGGAGCUUGUGCAGUGGAACAAUUUCAGCGCCCCCUCUGCCCAGUGGUGCUGGCAAGGGCAUUGGUGAGGAAGAUGAGAGACCCCAUUCGGCUGAAAUUGAUCAUGAGUCACGGAAAGUAGCAGUGUUUUGGGACUUGGACAACAAGCCGCCCAGGAAUGUGCCACCUUAUGACGCGGCAGUCCGGCUCAUAGAGAUGGCUGCGGGUUUCGGGGAGGUUGUGGACGUAGCGGCUUACGCCAACCGUUAUGCGUUUGCAUAUCUCCCGCUCUGGGUGAAGGAGCAGCGAAAGGAAAGGAGGCAGUUGGAUCGACUGGAGAGGGCCGGCAUCAUCAAGCCGUCUGAGCCUUAUGUUUGCGGCUAUUGCGGGCGGAAGUGCAAAACGAACGAGAAAUUGAAGAAGCAUUUUCGAGAUUUGCAUGAGAGGGAACGGAAUAAGAGAAUGAAUAGGAUGAAUUCAUUGAAAGGAAACAAGCGUCUCAAGUAUCGAGCCAGUUUAUCUGAGAAGGAAGAAAGAUACAGGGCUGCAGCAAAAGAGGUUUUAGUGCCACAAGUUGGAUAUGGUCUUGCUGGCGAGUUGCGGAGGGCAGGAGUUUACGUCAGAAUGGUUAGCGAUAAGUCUCAGGCCGCUGACGAGGCUCUCAAGAGUCAUAUGAAUAGAUCCAUCAGACAGGGGGUUGAUUGCAUUUGUCUUGUGUCGGAUGACUCGGACUUCGCCAACAUACUAAAAUUGGCACAGUCAAAACAUCUUCAUACAGUGGUUGUGGGUGAUUCUUCCAGCUUAAGUAGGUUUGCAGAUGAGAAGUUUUCAUGGCGGGAUGUCGCGUCUGGAGCAGCUCUUGCUGUAGCUAACGAGAUAGAGGGACAGUGGUCUUUAGAGGAUGGAUAUAAGAAUGGGUUUGAAGAUCGGUUUUAUCCGGAGUACGAACGACGAAGAGCUAGGACUGGAAACAAUUGGGAUUUCAGCAUUUCAGAUAGUGACAGUGAAGAAGAUUUCUGGGAUAUAGACGAAGGCAAGGAAGUAAUGGAUCCUGAAGGAAACGCAGUGUGGCCCAUGGAAAGCUUGGCUAAUGAAAGGUGUGAGAAGAAAGUUCUCACACGCAAAGAUUUUUGGUGGUUACCACAUUCAGAUGAAGACCUGCCUGAAUCUCACCGUCUUAAUAAAACCGAGUGAACUAGCUGCCCAUCUGUCUGUGAGCCAAUGUCAUGGGUCCCAACACGUUUUAGUGGACUUUUUCAAUGCAAGAUGCUUGGAGCUGUCAUGAAACGUUGGAGAAAGCCAUAAUUUUUAUUAUUGAAUGCAAUUCUCUCACUAAAGUCAGUUCUCAUCGACUGCUCGUCAGGCGCGCACAUUUUCAAAUCAGUACACUUGAUUGUUCCACGACUUCACAGAUCCGUUUGCACUGCUGGGCUUAUGGAACAGGAUCUAGCCCUCCACUGAAGGAAUUGUGAUCGAUGGACGUUAUUCACACUGAAAUUUUGAGCAUUGAGUAGUGAUUUUCAUCCUUAAGAUGAAAUCUAUCUGGAUCACUGACUGGUUGCGAGGCAGACAAACGGUUCAUGCACUUAACAAUCUCUUGAAUAAUCACGGUAGAUGUGAUUCUGUUUUUACUUUUCUUAACCCAAUCGAAACUGUAACCUGAAA
This is a messenger RNA of Physcomitrium patens, 1869 nucleotides long. RefSeq lists its product as uncharacterized. Lineage: Eukaryota; Viridiplantae; Streptophyta; Bryopsida; Funariales; Funariaceae. The record is from RefSeq and is a predicted model, not a curated record. Gene Ontology annotation, molecular function: RNA nuclease activity.